This is a messenger RNA of Lachancea fermentati, 1464 nucleotides long. Lineage: Eukaryota; Fungi; Ascomycota; Saccharomycetes; Saccharomycetales; Saccharomycetaceae. The record is from the annotation of a GenBank genome assembly.
AUGACCCCACCUCCUCAAAAAUAUUCAGUACCACUUUACACUACAUCAAACGGAUGUCCUGUUAGAAAUCCUAAUGCUAUGAUCAAGAUGGGUAAGUAUGGUCCUGCUUUGCUUCAGGAUCACCAUCUAAUCGAUCUGUUAGCUCAUUUCGAUCGCGAAAGAAUACCAGAGCGUGUUGCACAUGCUAAAGGAUCUGGUGCGCAUGGCUACCUUGAGGUUACUGACGAUGUUUCAGAUUUAGUCAGUGCCGACUUUCUCAAUGGAAUCGGUAAGAGGACUUCACUUUUCUUACGUUUUUCAACCGUCGGUGGUGAAAAAGGGUCGGCAGACUCUGCUCGUGAUCCUCGAGGAUUUGCAGUGAAGUUUUACACUCAAGAAGGAGUUAUUGAUUGGGUGAACAUCAACAGUCCUAUUUUCUUUAUUAGAAACGGUGUUCAGUUUCCUUUUUUGGUUCACACUCAGAAGUCAAGGGACCCUCAAACAAACUUGAAGGAUGUCAACAUGUACUGGGAUUUCUUAUGCAAUAAUCCAGAGUCAGUUCACAAUAUUAUGUUCGUGUUUUCAGACCGUGGUACGCCCUUUUCUUAUAGGCAUAUGCAUGGAUAUUCUGCACACACUUACAAGUGGAUCAAUAAAGAGGGAAAGUUUCAUUAUGUUCAAAUACAUUUGUUAACAGAUCAAGGAAUUAAAAAUUUGACAAACGAACAGGCUCAUGCGUUAGAAGCUGAUGAUCCAGAUCAUGCUGGUCGUGACCUUCACGAGGCAAUUUCAUCGGGCAACUAUCCCUCAUGGACUGUGUGCGUCCAGACUAUGACCGCCGAAGAAGCCAAAAAGGCACCAUUUAGUGUAUUUGACUUAACGAAGACUUGGCCCCAAAAGGAUUAUCCGCUCAGAAAAUUUGCUAAGCUUGUAUUGGAUAGGAACCCCGAAAACUAUCAUGCAGAAGUUGAACAAUCUGCAUUCAGUCCUGCUAAUACUGUUCCUGGCAUUGAACCUUCGGCAGAUCCCGUUUUACAGGCGAGAUUGUUUUCUUACUCUGAUACACAGCGCUAUCGUCUAGGUGCUAAUUUUAAUCAAAUUCCUAUUAACUGCCCACUGCAAGCUUAUUCGCCCUUCCAAAGAGAUGGUGUAGCAUGCGUUAAUGGAAACUACGGCUCUGCGCCCAACUACCCAAGCUCCUUUGAACCUCUGGAUUAUAGAUCAGAUGCUUCAAACAACGAAUCUCACGAAAAGUGGGUCGGUGAAGCGACCUCUUUUCAAUGGAGUGUUACGGAUGAUGAUUAUGAUCAACCAAGAGCAAUGUGGGAAGUUUUUAGAAAAACAGGUCAACAAGAGGCCUUUAUUCACAAUUUAUCAGCCAAUUUAAAGGGAGCAAAACCAGAAAUUCAGGCUCGUGUCAUAGAAAUGUUCUCAAGAGUAACUCCCGAAAUCUCUGGACGUUUGAGCACGGCUCUGCAGUCUUGA